AUGUCAUCCCAAAGAGAUAACAAUGCCCAGACUGAUCAACUCUUGGGCAAUAGCCAAGGCCAGGCGAUGAGAUCUAAUGCGGAGUUGAUGACCCAAAACACUGAAGAGUCUGAACAGCAAUCCACCAGUUACCUUCAAAAGACUGGGGAAAGCAUGAAGAACAUUGCUGCUGGAGCUGCGAUUGUGGCUCAAGAUGCGGUUGCAGGUGCAGUAAACCUGGCUCAAGGCGCAGCAGCAACUGUCAAGAACACUCUUGGCGUUAACUCUUCUGAAAACGAAAACAAUAACAACACAACUAAUUCCAAUAAUAAUGCUAAUUCUGCUCCUCCAACCUCCAACAUUAACAAUCUCAAAUCCAAACCUUUAACAAGGUUGUGA
Molecule: messenger RNA, 378 nt
Organism: Impatiens glandulifera
Lineage: Eukaryota; Viridiplantae; Streptophyta; Magnoliopsida; Ericales; Balsaminaceae
Product: probable basic-leucine zipper transcription factor E
Exons: 3
Coding region: 1-378 (125 amino acids)
Source: RefSeq, a predicted model, not a curated record